CCCUCUCUCCCUCCCUUCUUCUGUCCGUCCUCAGAAAGAGAAGAAAGCAGGGGGACUCCUGAAGCUUCUCUCCGGGGCCGCCGCCAAGAAGAAGAGUCGUUCCCCCCCCCUCCUCCCCUCCCACCCACGACGCCCGCCCCCCAUCACUCGCCACGGGCGCCACGGCGACCGACGCCCGCCCCUCCCCCAGCCACGGGCGCGCCGGCUCCUGCUCGAUGGAGGCCCACGGGCGGGCGGGCUCCUGUCCCAUUGAGAGUGAGAUGGCGGGGGCCAUGGGCCUGGAACCACUGCACAGGAAGUCGGGAUCGCUGGAUCUGAACUUCCCCCUGUCCCCGCCUGCAACCCGCUCGGGAAACGCGCUCCUGGCUCUACGACCGGAGCCUAAACCACUCUCCAGAGAGAGGUACCGCGUGGUGGUCCCCUACCCCCCCCAGAGUGAGGCUGAGAUCGAGCUCAGGGAGGGGGACGUGGUGUUUGUCCAUAAGAAGAGGGAGGACGGCUGGUACAAAGGCACCCUGCAGAGGACCGGACGCACGGGCCUCUUCCCUGGCAGCUUUGUGGAAGGCUUCUGAACACAAUUACACACACACGCGCACACACACAUACACACACACAUACAUAUGAACACAUUGUAAGCACAACAACAACAAAAAACUCAUAAGACAGGCAUUCACAUGUUAACACACACUGUCACACCUCACACGUCCACACAUAGCCAGCCUGGCUCCAACCAGCCUCACAGGAGCCAGGCAGCUUUUAUAGUCAGGCACUCCCAGGACAGCUAUGGGAGGGGUCCUUAAACAGGCAUCCAUCAUGAUGGACUUUUGAUGUGGACAUCAUCCGCUACUGAAGGGCACACCUCUUGGAGCGCAGAAGGACAGAAACACUACCAUCACUACUGCCAAUCUCUAUCGGCGCUCCCGAUCUCUACCUUGAUGAGUAUUUUUGUACUGCUUUGGUGUGUUACUUUGUGAAUUUCUACGUCUGACGUGUGGGUCAUAGGCUGAGCUUUAAUCCUAUGUCCCGGGGGAAAAAAAACACCUUGAAACUUAGUGCUUCAGCCACCUUCAGUGUGUGUGUGCGCGUGCCGGCGUGCGUGUCUGUGUGUAUGUGUGUGUGUGUGUGGGUGUGUGUGUGUAUGUGUGUACGUGUUUGAGCAGCUGGUGCUAAAAGCACAUAAUGACUUUUCUGGCAAACCUCCCCUAUCUCCACACAAGUGGGAAACCAGCAUAGUGUUUAAAGAAAUGAAUGUGUGUGUGUGUGACAAUACAAGAAUGUGUGUGUGCGCGCGCGCGAGAGAGAGUGAGUAACAGAGAGAAAAUGAGAGACAAACAAAUCUCCAGCUCAAAAAAAAUGCCAGCUCAGUGGCAGCUCAAUACUGGGGAUGAACCUCAUACACUUUGGAACACAGACUCGACAGGCUCUCGUUGGUUUAGCACACACAGAGGUAAGCUUGAAGAAGUGGGGCCCAAGUCCCAGUUCUUUAUCACCGGCCCGGAAAGCUCACGAGAAGACACAGGCACACAGCGACGGACCCCAAGUAAGAGCACAUGGGAAACAGAAAGCACAGAGAAUGCACAGCUGAGCAAAACGGAGCAGAACAGAAGCACAAGCGGCAUGCGAACACAGGAGGGUUUUCACUCAGACGUGUUCCCCACAACAGACAGAGAGAGAGAGAGAGAGAGAGAGAGAGAGAGGA
Molecule: messenger RNA, 1699 nt
Organism: Hypomesus transpacificus
Lineage: Eukaryota; Metazoa; Chordata; Actinopteri; Osmeriformes; Osmeridae
Product: E3 ubiquitin-protein ligase SH3RF3-like
Exons: 2
Coding region: 216-572 (118 amino acids)
Molecular function (GO): protein binding
Source: RefSeq, a predicted model, not a curated record